This is a messenger RNA of Cladophialophora yegresii CBS 114405, 1656 nucleotides long. RefSeq lists its product as uncharacterized. The record is from RefSeq and is a predicted model, not a curated record. NCBI's taxonomy places the organism in Eukaryota, Fungi, Ascomycota, Eurotiomycetes, Chaetothyriales, Herpotrichiellaceae. Gene Ontology annotation, biological process: transmembrane transport. The transcript is spliced from 5 exons. Gene Ontology annotation, molecular function: transmembrane transporter activity. Bases 1 to 1656 code for a protein of 551 amino acids.
AUGGAGGCAGACUAUGAUGAGCAGGAGCGCCAUGCCAUUGAGCAAGAGCUCCACAUUGAAAUCCUUCCUGGCACGGAGGUGAUGGCGGAUAUUGGAUCCCACCAUUUCGUCAAGAGUGUCGGCAAGAACCAUCGCGUUCUGGUGCCGCAACCAUCAGAGGAUCCCCAUGAUCCGUUAAAUUGGGCGAAAAGCUGGAAGCUUGCCGCCAUCGUGGCAUCUAGUAUGGUCAGCUUCACCCAAGGCUUUGGACCGCUCUCCUUGGCACCUAUGUUUGGCGACUACAUCGAGGCGUUCGAUUGCUCCCUGGCCGACGCGGUGCAAUUUACUGGUGUCGCUAUCCUCGUCCUUGGUUUCAGCAACUUCAUCUGGGUACCUCUCAGCACUUCAUUCGGUCGCCGCCCUGUCUACAUUUUCUCCCAAUUGAUCUGUCUUGGUUCUGCCAUUUGGCGCGCCCGAGCACAGACCUACGGCUCCUUCAUGGGCGCCUGCGUCCUCAAUGGCAUCGGAGCGGGCCCUGCUGAAACUAUCCAGCCGGCCGUCAUUGCCGACAUCUUCUUCCUCCACGAUCGCGGCAAAUGGAACACCCUCUACUGGGUUAUCUACAUGGGAUCGCUUAUGGUUGCCCCGAUCAUAUCUGGGGCUAUGGCCGAGAACGUCGGAUGGAGGAAUUUCUGGUGGCUGUACACCGCUCUGGUCGCCCUUUCUCUCGUGAUGGUUGUUUUCAUGUUCCCGGAAACGAAGUGGCACCGACAGCACCCUAGCGAUGUGAUCAGACGUUCCAUGGCUGAGCAAGGCGGCAAAGUCGAGGGUUCGGAAAAGCAAGGGGACGGUGUUCUUGAACAAGGGGCCGCAAACAACGAACUGCGCCACGUCGACACUGCUGCUCGCGACCCCUGGCUCGGCCGUGGCAAGCCAAGCAAGUCCCAAUGGGGUCUCUAUACACCAAACCCAGAUCCCGUCAGGGCGAUCCUCCUCGAUCUCUGGAUUCCAUGGAAGCUCUUUGCGUUCCCCAUCGUCGAACUGGCAGCCUUUUGCGUCAGCUGGAGCUGCUCUUCGUUCUUGACCCUUAACUUGACCCAGACUCAAGCCUUCGCUGCGCCUCCGUACAACUUCACCACCGAGCAAAUCGGCUUCACCAACUUUGCCAUCCUGGUCGGUGCCAUGAUCGGCUUGUUCACAGCCGGGCCUUUCUCCGACUGGGUUUCGGCGCGCCAGACGGCGAGAAACGGCGGCAUCCGUGAGCCUGAAAUGCGCUUGCUGGCCAUGAUUCCGUACGUGAUCAUCAUGUACUUUGGCAACAUCAUCGUCAGCGUGGGCUACGAGAACGAAUGGCCGUGGCAGGCAAUCGUCAUCAUUGGCUACACCUGCGCUGGUAUCCAGGUUGCGGCGAUUCCUGGUAUUGUCUCGACAUACGCUGUCGACAGCUAUAAGCCUGUCGCUGGCAGCUUGUUCGUGGCUAUCACUGUGAACAAGAAUGUCUGGGGUUACGGCUUCAGCAAGUUCAUCACGAACUGGAUCGAGGAGGAUGGCUAUAUCCCGCCCAUCAUGACGAACGCAUCACUCAUACUCUUGUGGUGUCUGUGUGCCAUUAUCUUCUACUUCUACGGGAAGACCUUCCGGAGGUGGUCGAAAAACAGCAGCGUCCAUCGGAUGUAG